GUGUCUCUCCCGGGAAGCGCGAGGCCGAGUUGUGCGAUGAUGGAGGACUUUGAUGAGAUCUACGAAGAGGAGGAGGAGGAAGAGGAGGACGAGGACAGGGCCGCGGAAGAGCAGCUUCUCAAGUACGCUCCGGACCCGGUGGUGGUGCGAGGGUCCGGUCACGUCACUGUGUUUGGACUCAGUAACAAAUUUGAGUCAGAAUUUCCAUCAGCACUUACAGGAAAAGUGGCACCAGAGGAAUUCAAAGCCAGUAUCAACCGUGUAAACAGCUGCCUGAAGAAGACGCUGCCAGUGAACGUGCGGUGGCUCUUGUGUGGCUGCCUCUGCUGCUGUUGCACAUUGGGCUUCAGUUUGUGGCCUGUAAUCUGCCUCAGCAAGAGGACAAGAAGAUCUUUAGAGAAACUUCUGGAGUGGGAGAACACCAGACUUUACCACAAGUUAUGUUUGCAUUGGAUACUAAGCAAAAGGAAGUGUGAAACCAACAACAUGAUGGAAUAUGUAAUCCUAAUAGAGUUCUUACCUAAGAUCCCCAUCUUCAGACCGGACUAGCCCGCCAGCGGCUGAUGUUGAACCUCAACUGCUGCUCUGUCACAGAACCAGAAUGGCUGGCAAGCUCCUGAAUUUCCCCAAUAUUUAUGUUUACAGGGUAGCAUCGAUCCUCCCUCCUUAACCCGUUCUCCCGCACAUACCUUCUCUUCACCCUUGUUUACAAAUCCAGCAUCCCAACACUCGUUUUUGGAGCGAAUUCACCAUUGAACCAGCUGGCACACUGUUAAGCCAUGCUAACCGGCACCAGCCUGAGGGAUGUCGGGGGACAACCAGCCAUGGGGCAGCGUUAUGGAUUUUUGGAAAUCGAGCUGGAGAAUGGACUCUCAAAUUGAGUUCUCUGAGCUAUGACUGGAAUUGUAUCACUUGUAUGUUCCCUAACCUAAGCACAUGGCACAGUCAGACCAUGAUAAAACAAACACUUUCACAUGUUACCUACUGUCUCACCGCCAACCUCACCUGCAAAAAAAUACACCCGAGUGCUUUUGUAUCAGUUGGUUUGGUGCUGUAGACCAUUACUAGAGACUGUGAAGGUACAAUAACGCAGAACCUUAAAGGAACCUUCAUCCAAAUCAACUCUGUAGCGGACUGACUAGUCUCUCAGGAGCAUGUUGGGCUCGAUAAUGUCACUCCUCUUCUCAACUACCAGACAUCCUCUCGCCUCUUUUCCUACCACUGCACACUUCACUGUGCAUCGCCCCUAACCUAGUGACAAUCACACACUCUGACUGUACUCUCUGUAGUAUGAAUGGGUCUUUAUGCUACACAGUUUACCUGGAACAAUUUGUCUUCAACAUUAUGUGUGUCCAGGUUGAUGGGCUGUCUAGAAACUGCUUUCGAGUCGCAGUGGAACAAGUAAGCUGGAAAGAAAAGCCACUAAUGAUGAAGAGGCACCUUUUUUCUUUUCUUUUUUUAGUAUCUCACAGUUUGUUUACUGUUUUGGUGAAAGAGAAGCCGUUAAUGCUUGCAAAACUUUGCCAUAACUGAUCUUUGUUACUUUUGUUGUAGUAAUUUAUAAAUGCGCGAGUGCGUGUAAAUCUUUGCAUUUGUGAAAUGGGCCUCUGUUUUGUUUUUUGAAAAGGUUUACCAUGGUUUUUAUUCUUUUUUUUGUCUUCAUGGUCAUGUGUCAACACUAAAGCACACAAUCAGUCCUUAACACCUUCACAUGGCCUCUCUUCCUUAUCUGCUGACCGUGGCUUACGUAUAUGAGUGCUCAAAUUUAAGAAGAUUAACAAAAGGUUCCUCUGUUUUAAAUAUAAUCUGACUAAUUCAGAGGUCUGGGGUGACCAACAGUGUUAGGUAAUACCAGGGUUGUGUAUCAUGAAGAAGGAUUACUUAAAUCAGCUUGAUGAUUGCACCGAGUGAAACCAAACUACUCCCAUGUCAGGAACGUGGACUUUAAGCAUGCCGAUGUUCUUAGACCAAAGGCUCUGAUAAACCCCCUGUACACUUCCUGCUCAGCAUUACACAGUAGACGGACACAGUUAGUGACGAGAUAGUGAACAUAUUGGAGCGUUUUGCAACUAAAGAGCCAGAUAUUUCCCUCGGGAGUUUGAGACAAACAGAGCUAAAAGACUACAAAUGUUGGACUUAGGUUCAGCAGGUGGCUGGAAACACGACUCCAAAUAUAUGUGAAUGUUGCUCUGUGUCUACUGGAUGUGCAAAUAGGCAACUUUUUACUAACACGUUUUCAUUUGUUCAGUUAUCUAGCCAUCUAACAAUCCUGCUUCCUUAUAACGACCUAGGACUAUAUUUUUAAACUGUCAACAUUAUAUAUCAUAAAGCACAUACAAGUUUAAUGAAAUGUACAAACCAAUUCUCUAAAAAGGAGAUGGCAUAGAUUUAGCUUUUCCCACUCGGCACACCUCAUGAUUUGAUUGAACAAGGCCACUUUGUUUUAAGUCACACCGCUCCAGUGAUUGUAUGGGUCACACUCAGGGGAUUAUACUUAUGACAACAAAAUGUAGUAUUUGAAAAUCUCACUGUCGGGUAUGUUCCAAAGUUACACCAGGGGGUCAAGUAUACUAUACAGAUCACACAUUACUUGAAUCAUUGGGAAAUGAUACAUUUGGAGUUUGUUUUGUAAUUUAGAAACGCCCCUAAGAAAAACACAACCAACCUUUCUGUGGUCUUCCUGUUUCGAUAGUAAAGGAAGGAGAUAUUCGAUGGACCCACAAAGCUCAGAUAUUGUGUUGGUUUGUAUGUUAAAAUACACAAAUUCACUUGAUUACCACUGGGUUGCCUAUUGGUUCAUCCGUCACUUUUCUAUAUUUUUGGUUGUGGUCUGUUCUAUGUAAAUCAAGGCAUAAGGCCAUAUGCAGAUAUUUGUGGUGUGUGUGUGUGCGCGUGUAUGUGGGUACGUGCACGGUGUAUGCGGACGCAAAUGUUCUUCGUAGAUCUCAGACUGUGAUUGAACCCUGCGCAGAAAAUGAGUCCUUUUUUUAUAUAAUCUUGAGUGGUCUGUGUGUGUGUUUGUGUGUACGAGGGAGAGAAAGAUAUAUGUACAUAUGACUCGAGCAGAUGUACAGUAAUAAACUACCAAUAAACAAGGCUAUGGGCAUCCGCCAA
Messenger RNA from Cottoperca gobio, 3114 nucleotides. RefSeq names its product cysteine-rich hydrophobic domain 2 (gene chic2). The coding region runs from base 37 to 549 and encodes 170 amino acids. Lineage: Eukaryota; Metazoa; Chordata; Actinopteri; Perciformes; Bovichtidae. The record is from RefSeq and is a predicted model, not a curated record. The transcript has 6 exons.